Messenger RNA from Gekko japonicus, 1299 nucleotides. RefSeq names its product glioma pathogenesis-related protein 1-like. The coding region runs from base 43 to 921 and encodes 292 amino acids. NCBI's taxonomy places the organism in Eukaryota, Metazoa, Chordata, Lepidosauria, Squamata, Gekkonidae. The record is from RefSeq and is a predicted model, not a curated record. The transcript has 6 exons. Gene Ontology annotation, cellular component: extracellular region.
UCUUCUUUGAAACAAUAGUGAGAAACUGAAUAUUUGGGGGGGAUGAAAUGCAAAUUGUUUUCUCAGCUUUGGCUGGUAUUGGAGCUUUCUGUUUGCUGUUACACCCAUGAUCAGACUUCAUUGCCUGGUAUUGAAGAUCAGCAGUUUAUACAGGACUGUGUGAAAACUCACAAUUAUUUUCGGUCCAGGGUGAACCCCUCUGCCAGCAACAUGCAGCAUAUGACCUGGGACCCUGCAUUGGCAAAGACAGCCAAAGCAUGGGCAAAGAAGUGCCACUUUGAUCACAAUAUCUAUCUCAAAACUCCAGGGAAGGUUCACCCUAAGUUUACUCCCGUUGGAGAAAACAUCUGGACUGGCUCACUGUCUCUGUUCUCUGUAAAAGCAGCAGUGCAAAACUGGUAUGAUGAAGUCAAUUAUUACAACUUUGGGAGCAGAGCAUGUACUAAAACUUGCGGUCAUUAUACACAGGUUGUUUGGGCAACUAGUUACAAAGUUGGCUGCGCUGUUCAGUUCUGCAAGAGAGUUUCGGGUUUUGAAAGUCUCUCCAAUGGAGCACAUUUUGUGUGCAACUACGGACCAGCUGGCAAUUAUCCAGUGAAACCUUACAAAACCGGAAGCCCAUGCAGUGACUGUAACAGAGAAAAGUGUACAGAGAAUCUCUGUGAGAAUCCAGAGCGUGAUCAAUUACUGAGUUACUCCAACUGGUCACCAGAUUGGGACGUACACCCUACCAGAUUCAAGCCACCACAGAAGCCACCAUAUACUGCUCCUUCACCCCCCAAUGCUCCUAUUCCAUCCCGCUCUGCAUGUGACUCAUAUUGUAUUACUGUGCUUGCACUAAGAUUGUUGUUUAUAUUGUUGACUUUUGGUUCUGUGGCCAUGUUAUCCAAGAAAUAUCCCCAAAUGUUUGUAUAUGAAUAAUCUCUCUAACUUGUAUGUGACCUCCAAUGCAUUUUUCAAAUCUUUUCAGGCUUUAUGCUUUAAAAACGAGUUCCUAGUCCUUGUUGGUGCAGUAUUGGCCUGAGUCACCAUGCCAUGCCUCUUCCUGUAUGUUGUUCUUCAGCGGUAUAAACAACAGCCUAUGCUACUAGUUCUACUGCCUUUUUGUCUUGCAAUACAGGAUGCUGCUGUAAGUUUUUGUAAAAAUAUCAGCUGGCUGUAACAUAGUGCCCAAAAUACUAGGAAUCAUUUCAUUGAUCCCCUAAGAGUCAUCAUAAGAAUUAAAGCAAGCAAAUAACCAGCGUAAGAGCCUGCUGAAGAUGAAUGUGUAACCCACUAAGGUCCUAAUAUCUGCAGGGA